Molecule: messenger RNA, 4164 nt
Organism: Hyaloscypha bicolor E
Lineage: Eukaryota; Fungi; Ascomycota; Leotiomycetes; Helotiales; Hyaloscyphaceae
Product: ATP-dependent RNA helicase-like protein A
Exons: 5
Coding region: 1-4164 (1387 amino acids)
Cellular component (GO): intracellular anatomical structure
Molecular function (GO): protein binding; ATP binding; RNA binding
Source: RefSeq, a predicted model, not a curated record
AUGGUCAAGAAGGGCCAAGCAAAGGGCGGGAAGCUAGGGGCUGGGGGAGGGGCGAAGAAACAAUCCCUAGCAACGACUGGAGGUGAUGACAGCUUCAUCGUCUUUUCAAACUCCGACAAGGACCCCAAACCGAAGAAACCAGUGCCAAGCAGUAGUGAGACAUCUGCGGCUGGACCCUCGGGGCAGGAUGGGCCAGCUCUGGCAGGAGAAGCACCGCAGAGGCCGGAUGUGAAGAAGUUGAUCGGAGGCGCAUCAUGGACGGGGAAACUACCCGUGAACAUGCUUUCUGAGCACUGCCAGAAGCAAAAAUGGGAGAAGCCAGAGUACACCAUGUCGAAAACGCUGGAAGGAUAUUCAUCGAUGGUCAUACUCAAAGCGAAGAAUCCGAAGACACAAGAACUCAUCCAACAUCCUCCUUUCAAACUUCCACCAAGCCAUAAGAACCUUGCUGCGAAACCUACGGCGCUCGAAGCGAGGCAUUUUGCUGCCACAUAUGGUCUGUUCAGAGUCUGCAGCAUGCGGAAUAUACAUAUGAUGCUUCCUCCAGAUUACAGAGAUCUCUGGAAGGGAGAAUUCGAGGUGCUUAAGAAGGAAGACGUUAAAGAAGGCCGUGCAUGGAUGUACGAGGCAGAUCCAUUCGCGGCUCUGAGAGAGCGGGACGAGGUAAAGGCUCUGAUGGAGAAAAAACGUAUCGAGCGAGAAAAGGCCAGAGAGAAGGCCUUGAGCACCCCAGGAGGACCUGGAGGUGUAGGAUUGGCUCUUCGAAGCAAUGGCCAAGCUGGUGGGGGCUCGGGUGCGCACAAUAUCCACAGAGGCUGGACGAGAGUUCCGAAAAUCGAAAUGGGAAAACGAACACGCACAACUGUCGAAACUCUGAUUCGCAAGUAUGCUUUAUGGAACCCUCACGAUGUCAAGUUGUCGGCAUUUCAGAAGCAUUCGAUAGUCAACGAGUUCAAGGCGCUGGAAUUCCGACAAAGCCAUGUCGAAGAAGCUAUGGAAGAGUGCAAGGACCGAGAGGAAACCCUCGAGUGGCUGCUCAUUCAUGUUCCAGAAGAUGAUCUCCCUCGGUGGGCACUUCCGGAAGGCUAUGUGGCUGGCAUCAGUAUGGCUAGCAGUGACUUGAAAAGAGAAGGCGCCAUCAAAAGAUUGGCUGAAGCAGGAUACUCUCUGGACCUGUGCAAGCAAAUCUUUGACUCCCAGGGAGAAGAAGGGAAAGCAGCAGAAGCCUUACAACAAAUCCUCAUGUCCAGUGGACAAGACUCGGAUCUGCCUGAAAUGGAGGAGUCUUGGGAUUCUGAGGAGUCGAAAGAGUCAUCGACAGCUAUAUGGGAGGAGGAGUUGACUAGCUUGCAGUCAGUGUUCGGAGAUCAAUAUUCUGCUACGUCGAAAAAUAUUUGCAGAAUUGCUAUUAAGCCCUCUAAUCGAGGUCGAACCCCGGAAGUACAACCCAUUCUCCAAUUUCGACGUUCCCAGGAAUAUCCCCAAAAGACUCCAGUUAUAUCUGUGCACGCUGGCCUACCGGCAUACAUCCACCUGAGUAUCAUGAAGCAGGCUUUGAAUCAUGCCACAGACAACUUGCUCGGCGAGCAAAUGCUAUUCUUCCUCAUAGAUUGGAUCGAGCAAAACUUCUAUGACAUUGUUGAAAGGCCUGGAAAACUUCGAGACGUCUCGGCCGCUGCUUCCACUGUCAGCGAGGUACGGCCGGUUCAUAGCAAGAGACAAAAGAUCUCGAGGCAUCCUCGGCCAAUCGCUUGGACUCCCAACCCGAAGAGCAAAGAUGACUGGACAAGGAAACAGACGGAUCCCAAGCUUCAAUCUAGAAUACAGCAGCGCAGAAGUCUGCCUGCAUGGGAGAUGAGAGAAGUCAUCAUUGACACCGUCAACUCUCAUCAAGUUACAAUCAUAUCGGGUGAGACCGGAUCUGGUAAAUCCACUCAGUCUGCUCAAUUUAUUUUGGAUGAUCUAUAUCAGAGAGCUUUGGGAGAAUGUACCAAAAUUAUUUGCACCCAGCCAAGAAGGAUCUCUGCCCUUGGCCUCGCCGACCGCGUAAGCGAAGAGAGAUGCUCCGCUGUUGGCCAGGAAGUCGGUUAUAUCAUUCGCGGAGAGUCGAAGACCACACCAAGUACUAAAAUCACGUUUGUUACAACUGGUGUCUUGCUGAGAAGGCUUCAGACCUCCGGAGGGAGCAGCAGCGACGUCGUGGCCAGUCUGGCGGAUACAAGUCACGUGAUUAUUGAUGAAGUCCACGAGCGAAGUCUCGACACCGAUUUCCUGCUUGUCCUUCUGAGAGAUGUUCUGAGAAAACGAAAAGACUUGAAGCUUAUCUUGAUGAGUGCCACGUUAGACGCUGGUGUCUUUGAGGAUUACUUCAAAGACAACGGCAAAGUUGGUCGAGUCGAGAUCAGCGGCAGAACGUUCCCUGUUGAAGACUACUAUCUUGACGAUGUCAUACAAAUGACUGGAUUCAACGCUGGUCGUGGAGCAAGAAGAGACGAUGAUGACGAUGAGACGGCGGGAAUGGAGGCUGACGUCGCUGCUGCCAUUCAAAGUAUUGGCAUGCGAAUCAAUUACGAUUUGGUUACUCUGACGGUGAAGGAAAUUGAUGCCGAACUAUCGUAUCUCAAGCAAGACGGUGGCAUACUUAUUUUCAUGCCAGGUGUUAUUGAGAUCAAUCGGACAUUAGACUCUUUGCGAUCGAUUCCAAAUCUUCAUAUCUUGCCGUUGCACGCUUCUCUACAAUCUGUCGAGCAGCGCAGAGUGUUUCCGCGUGCGCCUACUGGGAAGCGAAAAGUUGUUGUAGCUACCAACGUCGCUGAAACUUCGAUUACGAUCGACGACAUUGUAGCUGUCAUUGAUACUGGCCGGGUAAAGGAAACUAGCUACGAUCCACAGAACAACAUGCGGAAGCUCGAGGAGGUUUGGGCAUCUCGCGCGGCCUGCAAGCAAAGGCGCGGUCGAGCAGGCAGAGUUCAAGCAGGAAAAUGCUACAAGCUUUAUACUCGCAACGCUGAGAUGUCGAAGAUGAUGGAACGGCCCGAGCCUGAAAUUCGGAGAGUUCCGUUGGAACAACUUUGUCUUUCUGUUCGAGCCAUGGGCAUUAAGGAAGUAGGUGCCUUCUUAGCAAGUGCGCUGACACCACCUGAAAGCGUUGCCGUUGAUGGUGCAAUAGAACUGUUGGGCAGGAUGGGAGCUCUCGAUGGCGAUGAUCUCACUGCACUGGGUCGGCAUUUAUCUAUGAUCCCUGCUGACCUUCGUUGCGGGAAGCUCAUGGUAUACGGUGCUAUAUUUGGCUGCUUGGCUGCUUGUGUCAGUAUAGCAGCAAUUCUUACAGUGAAGUCACCCUUUGUCUCGCCCCAAGACAAGAGAGAGGAAUCCAAGGCGGCAAGGGCGAGAUUUGCCAAGAAUCAAGGUGAUUUGAUGGGAGAUCUGAAAGCAUUCGAACAAUGGGACGAGAUGGUCAGCACCAGGAGUAUUCGACAAGGCGAGAUCAGAAACUGGUGUUCGGAAAACUUUCUAUCAUACCAAAUAUUGAAUGAUAUCGCUUCAAAUCGGACGCAAUAUCUCACCUCUCUCCGCGAGCUCUGUUUCAUCCCAUCUUCACCUUCAGCCUUGGCAACGCUCAAUAAACACAACUCGAAUACUUCGCUUCUUCGUUCACUUUGUGCCGGUGCCUUCAACCCGCAACUAGCACGAAUCGACUUUCCCGACAAGAAGUUCGCACCCUCCGUCUCUGGAGCUGUCGAGCUCGACCCGGAAGCAAAGACAAUCAAAUACUUCAACCAAGAGAAUGGCCGAGUGUUCGUUCACCCGAGCUCUACAGUGUUCGAUGCACAAGGUUUUCCAGGAAACAGUGUUUACAUGAGCUACUUCAACAAGAUGGCUACAAGUAAAGUCUUCAUUCGAGAUCUGACACCCUUCAACGCCUACACCGCCCUCCUCUUCUCCGGCCCAAUCACCCUCGACACACUCGGCCGCGGCCUCAUCGUCGACGGCUGGCUCCGCCUCAGGGGCUGGGCACGAAUCGGCGUCUUAGUCAGCCGUCUCCGAGGCAUGCUCGACGACGUCCUAGCGCGCAAGAUCGACGAGCCGGAGCUCGACCUCUCAGGUAACGAGGUCGUCGCUGCGGUUAUGCAUUUGGUUGAGUUGGAUGGCUUGGAUCAAUGA